AUGAUUGCCGCGAUUUCUCUCUCAACGAACAUACCCGCCGGUUCAACUAACAUAACUGUAACUUCAGGCCCCAACGGUACUCAAAAACACAGCAAACCUCUAACUUCAACCCUCAAAUGGCUUGCCAAAUCCGGCAAAUUAGACGAGGCCCUUCGCCUGAUCGAAUCCUCACCGUCCAGAUUAACAUUCACCGAGCUCGAUGUAGAAGCCUACUCUCUCCUCCUCCACACCUGUAUCUCCAGAAAAUCAUUGGAGCAUGGCCGAAGGCUUUAUCUUCAACUUCUUCUCUCCAAGGACAGAGGUAACAACCACAGCCUUCUCCACAACCCAACUUUGAAAAGCAAGCUCAUCACGCUUUACUCUGUUUGCGGCCGAAUGGAUGAGGCUCGCUCUGUUUUCGAGGAUGGGUUGGAAGAUGAACAGGUUCCCGAGUCAGUGUGGGUGGCAAUGGCUAUUGGGUACUUGAGAAAUGGGUACUUGGUUGAAGCUUUGCUUGUGUAUUGUGACAUGCUGAUCCGGUUUGUCCAGCCGGGUAAUUUCGCUUUUUCGAUGGCGUUGAAGGCGUGUGCAGAAUUGCCUGAGUUGAGAGUUGGUAGAGCAGUCCAUGCCCAGAUUGUGAAUCAAUUGAAGAGCCUGAUCAAGUGGUGA
Prunus armeniaca (apricot) is the source of this 648-nucleotide messenger RNA. NCBI's taxonomy places the organism in Eukaryota, Viridiplantae, Streptophyta, Magnoliopsida, Rosales, Rosaceae. The record is from the annotation of a GenBank genome assembly.